Molecule: messenger RNA, 1412 nt
Organism: Drosophila elegans
Lineage: Eukaryota; Metazoa; Arthropoda; Insecta; Diptera; Drosophilidae
Gene: yip2
Product: 3-ketoacyl-CoA thiolase, mitochondrial
Exons: 5
Coding region: 114-1310 (398 amino acids)
Biological process (GO): fatty acid beta-oxidation
Molecular function (GO): acetyl-CoA C-acetyltransferase activity
Source: RefSeq, a predicted model, not a curated record
GUCUGCGAUGGCGGCGAAUCGCGACCAGAAGUCGAGUGAUAUUACAGCGCGGUAGUCGCUUUUUCUUGUAUUAAAUUGUUUUCCAUUUUUAUUAAGAGUGAAAUAAUUACAAAAUGUCUGCAGCAACUAAAGGUAUCUAUAUUGUGGCUGCCAAGCGCACGGCCUUUGGAACCUUCGGUGGAUCCCUGAAGGGCAUCAACCAGACCCAACUCCAGACGACUGCAGCAAAGGCUGCUCUGGAUGCCGCCGGUCUGAAGGGUGAGCAGGUGGACACCGUCAUCGUCGGAAACGUGAUUGCGUCCUCAUCCACGGAUGGCAUUUAUGUACCCCGCCAUGUGGGUCUCAACUGCGGCGUGCCCAUCGAGAAACCCGCCCUCGGCAUCAACCGAUUGUGCGGCUCCGGGUUCCAGUCCAUCGUCAACGGAGCCCAGGACAUCCUGGUUGGUGGUGCUAAGGUGGCUCUGACCGGCGGUGUGGAGAACAUGUCCCAGAGUCCGUUCAUCGCGAGGAACAUGCGCUUCGGCACCACCUUGGGCGCCAACUACAACUUGGAGGACGCCCUGUGGGCUGGCCUCACCGACACCUACUGCAAGCUGCCAAUGGCGCUGACCGCCGAGAACCUGGCCGACCAGUAUAAGAUCACCAGGGAGCGCGUCGACGAAUUCUCGCUGCUGUCUCAGAAGAACUGGGAGAAGGGCCAGAAGGAGGGCGCCUUCGACGCCGAGAUCACACCCAUCAAGCUGAAGGUUAAGGGCAAGGAAGUGGACUUCGUGGUGGACGAGCACCCUCGUCCCAAGACCACCAUCGAGGGUCUGAACAAGCUGCCAUCGCUCUUCAAGAAGGGCGGCGUUGUGACGGCCGGAACUGCCUCCGGAAUCUGUGAUGGUGCCUCCGCUGUGAUUGUGGCCUCAGAGGAGGCCCUCAAGGAGUACAACCUGAAGCCUCUGGCCCGUCUGGUGGCCUUCUCUUUUGUGGGUGUUAAGCCAGAGAUCAUGGGCAUUGGCCCAGUGCCCGCCAUUCAGAAUGUCCUAAAGGUUGCUGGCAAGAAACUGGAGGACAUUGAUCUGAUUGAGAUCAACGAAGCCUUUGCCGCCCAGACCCUGGCUUGUGCCGAUGCCCUGAAACUGGAUCCGUCCAAGCUGAAUGUAAAUGGCGGUGCCAUUGCUUUGGGACAUCCCCUGGGAGCCAGUGGCUCUCGCAUCACUGGCCACCUAGUUCACGAGUUGCAGCGCAAGAAGCUGAAGUACGGCAUUGGAUCCGCCUGCAUCGGAGGUGGUCAGGGUAUUGCCUUGCUCCUGGAGGCUGUCUAAUCUCAGAACUCUGGAACUUAUCCUGCAUUUACACUUAAACUAGUGCUACAAAUUCCGUUUUGAAACUCCCCCGAUAGUAAUAAAGAGAUUAAUUUAACUUUA